CUGAGCAUACAAACAGCUGAUGGAGGGCUCUCGUGCUGAUGCAAAACAUAUUGCUGACGAGCUGUGUCAAGCAUAUCUUUCUCACUCCCUUACUCGAAGAGGUUAUAGCGACGCCAUUCCUCGUACAAUGAUUGCAGCGUGCCUGUCGGCCGACGUAUCACGUGUAUUCAAGUUUCUCCAACCACUCGCCGACUCCUUCGAAGACUUGGCUCCGGAUGUGUUUCAUGACUUGAUUCCGUGUCUUCACAUUACGGCCAGGACGGCGUAUAAAUUAUUUGACCAUUUGGCGCUGGAAAUCUUUGCCGACGGCGUGAACUGGGGGAAGAUAGCUGCUCUGUACGCCCUAGCGGGGGCUGUGGCGGUCGAAUGCGUGCGACGAAACUGGAAGCGCGGUGUUCGUUCGGUUUACGUAUGUUUCUCUACGUUUAUAAGAGAGCAUUUGCUGGAGUGGAUUGUGGACCAUGACGGCUGGAACGGGUUUAUGGAGUGGUCUGGGAGAAGACAGCAGCGAGGAAAUGACCACUUCUGGACGUUUGCUAAAAUCGUUGGACUAGUGGUGUUGGGAGGAAUACUGCUUGCUGCAUUUGCGUUUGGAAAAUGACGGCGCUGUUUUGUUGCCAAGCCGUAUUGGUGUGCGAUGUUGCUGCGGAAUCAUAUCACGUGCAAAGGCACCUCAGGCAACUACUCAACAACUAGGGCUUAUGCUGGACUCUCAAAAAGCAUUUGUCUCUCUGUGUGAUGUUGUAUGUCUUAGUGAUGAGUCAUCAGGAACAGUCAAGAACAGCCUAAAA
Molecule: messenger RNA, 791 nt
Organism: Corticium candelabrum
Lineage: Eukaryota; Metazoa; Porifera; Homoscleromorpha; Homosclerophorida; Plakinidae
Product: bcl-2-like protein 1
Exons: 4
Coding region: 20-601 (193 amino acids)
Biological process (GO): extrinsic apoptotic signaling pathway in absence of ligand; regulation of apoptotic process; intrinsic apoptotic signaling pathway in response to DNA damage
Cellular component (GO): mitochondrial outer membrane
Molecular function (GO): protein heterodimerization activity; protein homodimerization activity
Source: RefSeq, a predicted model, not a curated record